ACGUCCUUACGUACUCUCUCCGGUAUUAGGAAGUUUAAAAUCGUAAGAUACUUGAAAUGUGGAAAUGGACUUCUGUUUUUUUUCUCAACCCAACUAAUUCUCCACGUUUCCUUCCUCCCUAUUCAUAUAUAACGGUCACUCUCCUCUUCCUAUCUUCCCCAAAAUCCCAUCCCCCAGCCAAAAUGGCACUUGUUAGACAACGCCGGAACCUCAAUCUCCGUCUCCCUUCGCCGGACUCCGCCGAUUGCCGCCCUCGCUUCCAUCUCCCACUGCCCCCCAGUUUGCUCUCCUCCUCCUCCUCAGCCACCACCACUACUACAUCCCAAGAAGUCGACCGCCUCUCUGACCUUGAGAAACUCAAAGUCCUCGGCCACGGCAAUGGGGGCACAGUCUACCAAGUCCGCCACAAGCGCACAUCCGCCGUCUACGCCCUGAAAGUCGUCCAUGGAGACUGUGACAGCACCGUCCGCCGCCAGAUCUUCCGCGAGAUGGAGAUCCUCCGCCGUAUAGACUCUCCCUUCAUCGUCCGAUGCCACGGUAUUUUCGAGAAACCCUCCGGCGACAUCACGAUCCUCAUGGAGUACAUGGAUGGCGGCACACUCGAUACUCUCCUUAAAUCCCAUGGAAGCCUCUCAGAGCUCUCACUCUCCACCAUCGCUCGCCAAGUCCUCAAUGGUCUCAACUACCUUCACUCCCAGAAAAUCGUCCACAGAGACAUCAAGCCUGCGAAUCUGCUGGUGAAUCAGAAGAUGGAGGUCAGGAUUGCAGACUUUGGAGUCAGCAAGAUCAUGUGCGGUAAGCUCGAACGAUGCGACUCUUAUGUGGGCACCUGCGCAUACAUGAGCCCAGAGAGGUUCGAUCCCGAUACCUACGGCUCCAACUAUAACGGUUACGCUGCGGAUAUCUGGAGCUUGGGGCUUACGCUAUUGGAGCUCUAUGUGGGUCACUUCCCCUUGCUGUCUCCUGAGCAGAGACCCGAUUGGGCCACCCUAAUGUGUGCCAUCUGUUUCGGAGAACCACCGAGCUUGCCGGAGAGUGCUUCGGAGGAAUUUCAGAGCUUCAUCAAUUGUUGUUUGCAGAAGGAUUCCAGUAAUAGAUGGACAGUUUCGCAGCUCUUAUCACAUCCUUUCAUCGCUAAGGAUCAAGGAUCUGAAAAUUGAUAAUCGAAAUUAAGAGUCGCCGGUUUUUUUUCAUAAUCGCCGGUGCCGGAAUCUGUACAUAGUUCGAAUUUUUUCCUGGAAUGAGAUUAUUUUAUAGGGAAAAUUAAUGAGUUUAAAUUUUUUUA
Molecule: messenger RNA, 1285 nt
Organism: Macadamia integrifolia
Lineage: Eukaryota; Viridiplantae; Streptophyta; Magnoliopsida; Proteales; Proteaceae
Product: mitogen-activated protein kinase kinase 9-like
Exons: 1
Coding region: 57-1160 (367 amino acids)
Biological process (GO): protein phosphorylation
Cellular component (GO): cytoplasm
Molecular function (GO): ATP binding; protein serine/threonine kinase activity
Source: RefSeq, a predicted model, not a curated record